AUGGCAUCUCGACAAGCGUAUAAAAGACUCUCAAAGGAGUACAAAAUGAUAAUGGAGAACACCCCUCCCUACAUCAUUGCAGUACCCAAUGAUGAAAACAUAUUAGAGUGGCAUUAUGUGAUAACAGGUCCACCGGAUACGCCCUAUGAGGGUGGACAGUAUCAUGGAACUCUACAUUUCCCACCUGAGUAUCCUUUCAAGCCUCCUGCAAUCAGGAUUUCUACCCCUAAUGGGCGAUUUAAGCAGCAUACUAGGCUAUGCUUGUCGAUGAGUGACUACCACCCCGAUACAUGGAACCCUUCAUGGUCUGUAGCGACGAUAUUGAAUGGGCUUUUGAGCUUUAUGACAGGAGAUGAACAGACAGGAGGGUCUAUAACCACUAGUGACUAUACUAAGAAGACAUUAGCCUUGAGUUCUAAGGAAUAUAAUGCAAAGCAGAAUACAGAAUUUCAGCGUAUGUUUCCGGAUCUUUUAAAACAAAAUUUAAAGGAUAUAGAGGAGCUCAAAAAGAUUAAGGACAAGGAUCCAAAGGAAUAUAAUAAUCAAGCCAAAUUCGAACAGGAACAACCAAUUUCUUUGGAUGAGAUUAAGGACCCCGAAGAUAGGAUUCGGGCUCAGCAGCUAAGUGUUCAACUUCAGAAGGAGAAUAGAAAGUCUAGGAAGUUUGAUAGCCUUUCUUCUUUUGUAUUUUUUGCUGUAGCUGUUCUUUUACUUGUUUGUUACGCUCAUUAA
Eremothecium cymbalariae DBVPG#7215 is the source of this 732-nucleotide messenger RNA. RefSeq names its product E2 ubiquitin-conjugating protein UBC6 (gene UBC6). Lineage: Eukaryota; Fungi; Ascomycota; Saccharomycetes; Saccharomycetales; Saccharomycetaceae. The transcript has a single exon. The coding region runs from base 1 to 732 and encodes 243 amino acids. The record is from RefSeq and is a predicted model, not a curated record.